Molecule: messenger RNA, 1569 nt
Organism: Guillardia theta CCMP2712
Lineage: Eukaryota; Cryptophyceae; Pyrenomonadales; Geminigeraceae
Exons: 4
Coding region: 80-1408 (442 amino acids)
Biological process (GO): regulation of DNA-templated transcription
Molecular function (GO): DNA-binding transcription factor activity; DNA binding
Source: RefSeq, a predicted model, not a curated record
CCACCAUCGACUCUGAAAGUUAGCCCCCCCCCCUCCUCUCCUGUACCUUCUUGACAGUAGUUCUCCCAACACGCGCAAGAUGCAGAAUCCUCCAAUCCUCCCGUCGCUGUCGUCCAUUCAAACCCCUGCAUGCCUUGCAAAUUCUUGCCAUGGUAUCCAGAAUUUGGCGUCACUCCCAGUGCCCAAGAGUCUUCAGAAGCAAAUACUGGCGCCCAUUCAGACGUCUCCUCUCAAUACUCUACUAGGCAUGUCAUGGUCCAAUGAGAAUUUCUCCGCUGCUUCCAAGAGCAAUCAGGCUCGCAACACCUCAAACAAUAGCAUCUAUACUGCGACCCAUGCUCAGAACUCGGAGCUUCGCACUCCUCCUCCAUCGGGCUCCUCGGAUUCAAGCCCUCCCAGCUCCACUCCAACAACUCCUCAAGUUCGGUUCGCCUUCAACAACUCUCUGUCACAGGAUCAUCGCAUGAGCUUCUCGCCCUCCAAACCCUCUUCGCUCAGCACCAACCACAACCACGACAAGACGCAGGAUAAGAGUAAUGUACACACUGAGGAAGCUCCUGUGUAUACUGGCGUGUCGCGUUCUGGACUUAAUGGCCGAUGGAGGGCUCAACUCAGCACUCGUGGCCGAACUGUCCAUUUGGGAACGUUCGCUACUGCUGAAGAAGCUGCAAAGGCCUGGGACAGAGCUGCUGUACAAGAGCGUGGCAAAGCCGCCGUGACGAACUUUAGUUUGUCAGACUACCUCAAUCCGGAUGGAUCUCUCAAGCCGGACGUUACCGCUAGCGCGAAUGCGGGAAAGAAUGAGGAUGGCUCGGGAACUGGGCACAAGACAUUUCGCGGGGUUUACCACAGUGGGACGUAUGGACGUUGGAAGGCUAGAAUCGUUGUUAAUGGGCAGAAGAUUCACCUCGGAACGUUUGCGACAGCAGAGGAAGCUGCAAAGGCGUGGGACUUGAAGGCGAUCGAAUACCGCGGCAAGGGAACCGUCACAAACUUUGACCCAUCGGACUAUGCCGGCGUUGGUCAGGAUGACGGCAAGGCCGAGCCUGGAAGCGACACUGAGUCAAAAAUGCCCUCCAUCGGAUCACUCCUUGGCAAGCGUACGGCCGAUAGUCCCUUGGAGUCCUCGAAGCUUCGCUACGGGUUUCAGCUGCAGACCCACGACGACCGACAGAGCGACGGGUCUGUCUCGCCGACGGUCUGUACCCCAAGAGACCAGCCGUCAUCACCAGAAAAACGAUCAAAGCUUUCUCCUAUCCUUCAGAAGACAACCGCCGCUCUCAGCCUGAAUCGCGCACCAGAGACCGAAUACACCAAGAGCGACGUCAAGAGAGAGACUGAGUGUGCCGUUGCAUCGUUGUUGUCACUUUGCAAUGUUGCAGCAGCGAUGGAGCCCAUCAGCUGUUAGAGCCUGUGACAUAAUGUUAACACAUGAUAACUUGACGAGUUGUGCUGUACCUCUAGAUCUUAUUUAAUCUUAAAUGUGUGCCUGUAUUCUAAUAUUGACCUCGUACCGAAAUACGCGGUCCUUGCCUGAUUACACGACAAUGAUUAAAAUUUUACUGUGGG